Molecule: messenger RNA, 3013 nt
Organism: Megalobrama amblycephala (Wuchang bream)
Lineage: Eukaryota; Metazoa; Chordata; Actinopteri; Cypriniformes; Xenocyprididae
Product: tripartite motif-containing protein 16-like
Exons: 6
Coding region: 7-1752 (581 amino acids)
Molecular function (GO): protein binding; zinc ion binding
Source: RefSeq, a predicted model, not a curated record
CAGGAAAUGUUUCUGUUCAGUGAAAUCGAAACUAAAGCUCAAACUGCUGUCGAACCGUUGUCGAUGUCUCUCUAUCUGUGCAAUAAAAUGGCAGAAUCCAGUGUUUCUUUGGCUCAGGAUCAGUUCAGCUGUUCAAUCUGUCUGGAUCUACUGAAGGAUCCAGUGGCCAUUCCCUGUGGACACAGUUACUGUAUGAACUGUAUUACAGACUGCUGGGAUCAGGAUGAUCAGAAGAGAGUCUACAGCUGUCCUCAGUGCAGACAGACCUUCACUCCAAGACCUGUUUUAGGUAAAAACACCAUGCUGGCUGAAGUGGUGGAGAAACUCAAGAAGACAAAACUACAAGCUGCUCGUCCUGUUCAAUGUUACACUGGAUCUGGAGAUGUGGAGUGUGAUGUCUGUACUGGGGACAAAAACAAAGCCAUCAAGUCCUGUCUGGUGUGUCUGUACUCUUACUGUCGCACUCAUUUUGAACAACAUGAGAAUCUCUUCAGGGAUAAGAGACACAAUCUGAUGGACGCCACUGGACGACUGCAGGAGAUGAUCUGCCCUCAACAUGAGAAACUGCUGGAGAUUUUCUGUCGAACUGAUCAGAACUGUAUAUGUUAUCUGUGUAUGGUGGAUGAACACAAAAACCACAACACUGUAUCAGCUGCAGCAGAGAGGACUGAGAAACAGAGACAGUUGGAGGAAACCCAGAGAAAAUUCCAGCAGAGAAUCCAAGUGAGACAAAAGGAUCUUGAGGAUCUGAGAGAGGCUGUGGAGUCUCACAAGCGCUCUGCACAGGCAGCAGUGGAGGACAGUGAGAGGAUCUUUACUGAGCUGAUCCACUCCAUUGAGAGAAGCCACUCUGAGGUGACACAGCUGAUCAGAGAUCAGGAAAAGGCUGCAGUGAGUCGAGCUGAAGAAAUACUGGAGCAACUGGAGCAGGAGAUUGAUGAUCUGAGGAGGAGAGACGCUGAGCUGGAGCAGCUUUCACACACAGAUCAUCAUAUCCAUUUCCUCCAGAGUUUCCGGUCUCUCUCUUUUCCUCCUGGAUCUACAGACUCAUCCAGCAUCACUGUCAGUUCUCGUCUCUCUUUUGAUGAAGUUGGCAAAUCUGUGUCUCAUCUGAGAGAGAAACUGGAGCAUUUCUGCAGAGAGGAGAUAGAAAAGAUAUCUGGCAGAGUGAGAAUCAUUAACAUCAUUCCCACCCCUGAACCCAAGACCCAUGAGGAGUUCCUCCAGUAUUCCUGUCGACUCACUUUGGAUCCAAACACAGUGAAUAAAAACCUGGUACUGUCUGAAGGGAACAGAGUGAUUAAAUACACUGAAACAACCCAGCGGUAUCCUGAUCAUCCAGACAGAUUUGAUGGUCAUCCUCAGGUGUUGUGUAGAGAGAGUGUGUGUGGACGCUGUUACUGGGAGGUUGAGUGGAGUGGUGAGGUGAGAAUAUCAGUGUCAUAUAAGAGCAUCAGCAGGAAGGGAUGGGGAGAUAAGUGUGGAUUUGGAUUUAAUGAUCAGUCCUGGUGUUUGUACUGCUUUGACACCAAUUGUUCAUUCUGGUACAAUAAAAAAAAGACUAAACUCCCUGGAGUCUCCAGCUCCUGUAGAAUAGGAGUGUAUGUGGAUCAUAGUGCAGGAACUCUGUCCUUCUACAGAGUCUCUGACACAAUGAUCCUCAUUCACAGAGUCCACACCACAUUCACUCAGCCUCUCUAUCCUGGGUUUAGAAAUUAUGGAUCAGUGAAACUGUUUGAGAUAACAAAAUAGAGUGUAUAUCAAUCAAUACUACAAUAUAUUCAAUACUACAGCUAAACUUACUUAUUUUAUUAAAAACAGUUUCAUUACAUAUUAGAACUAAAAUAUUUUGUUGGAUCCAUUUAAUAACAGUUAAAAUAACUAAUAUUAUCAUUUGUAUAACAGGCACUAUAAAAUAAAAUGUUUUCAGACAAGUUUGUUGCAUUGCGGGUUUUUUUCAGCAAGUGUAAAAGCGAUAAAUGAGAUGACAAUAUAUAUUAUUAAUAUUAUUAGAGAAAAAGUACUGAUGAAAAAAGGAACUCAGUUCUUUGUCAUAGGAUUUUUUAUAAUUUAGGGUACAUUUCAUGUCCAUUCAUUGAUAAAAAUUAUAAUGAUUUUCUAAAGAAAAAUCAUUUUAUCCAUUACAGUUUUUCCAAUUCCUAAGACACUAAACCCCAUUGGUCAAAUAAAUCACUCUUUUUGUAAAACCUUCAGGCAGAUGCCAUUUGCAAAUCUCAUGCACUCAUUUAGCAAAACUCAAAACACAUUCUUAAUCAUUAAAACACAUUUUGCACUGUGAUGCACUUGUGUUGCAAAAUGGUAAACACAAGUGGCAAAAGUUAAACACAACUACAACACAGUUGUCAUCGUUUACACACAACCACUCAAAACUGUUCUCACUUGUUUCUAAUGAUGUGAUCAAUCCAACUGUACAAAAUAUAAGUCAGUUCAGAGUGCACAAGUGCAUUGAAUGUUGAUAUGAACAAUGGAUGGGAACAAUCUGAGAGGGAGAGGAGGAAGAGUUUGUGUAAGAGGUGGUGGAUGAAGAGGAGCAAGGUGUGCAGUGUUGUCAAGGCUGGAUCCGGCACACUAGAGGGUUUUUUCCUUUGCCUGGCAAGAGGCAACAUUGCCUGUGACGGACAAAGUCCUCAGACCGGACCCAACACAAAGAUAUGAUGCUGAGGCAGAAUGAAUCUCUCAUUGACUUUGAUUUUGCAGUGUCACAACUUUUUUGAGUGAACUGUAACAUGCUUUUCAUUUAGAGUUUCCUUUGACCUUUUGGUUUUUUUUAUUAGGGCUACUAUAUUUUUACAGUAUAUACAAACAUUCAAAACUAUACAAUAUUCAAUACAAUAAUACACCUGCAGUAUAUAAUAUAUUCACCUUACUAGUUGAGGUUGCUGAAGAGAACGCAAAAAUUGUGAAAUUUGUUUACUGUGUACAAUAUACAAUUUUUUUUUCUGUAACUAGAUGUUCUGGAUGCUGUGUUCUCCAUUUUUCUAUGUAUUGAUAA